Messenger RNA from Guillardia theta CCMP2712, 420 nucleotides. RefSeq lists its product as hypothetical. The coding region runs from base 1 to 420 and encodes 139 amino acids. Lineage: Eukaryota; Cryptophyceae; Pyrenomonadales; Geminigeraceae. The transcript has a single exon. The record is from RefSeq and is a predicted model, not a curated record.
AUGCAACAGGCAGUGGACUGUCUCUGCAGCAUCAAGGGCGAAUCAUCCCAGCAGUCCCUUGUGCAAGCUGUGAUGAGGUCCCUUGCGCUGCGAGGGUGUGGGGACGGCGCCUCACGCUACAUCUUUCACAGAGAUGAGGACAUUUACUUAGCAUGCUGCAUGCUGAUCGACGUCUGUCUCCAUCCUAGUGCUGGAGAUCAUGACGUGGCGCUGCGUUUCCUUGCCACCAUCUUCCAAUGGCAGGAAGAGUCCAAUGGAGAGAAUGACUCGGCGCAUCUCGUCGUUUGCAGUCUCCUGCCCUCUAUCUUGCUCACGUACUGGGCUGUUCUCAGUGAGGACAGGCAUGCUCCCUUGCUCUCAGCACUUGAGGCUCUGCUAGUUGGCAUGUACAACUUGGAGGUCCUUGUGCUCAAGAGUUGA